This is a messenger RNA of Callorhinchus milii (elephant shark), 1530 nucleotides long. It is a transcript of the gene serpinf1, whose product is annotated as serpin peptidase inhibitor, clade F (alpha-2 antiplasmin, pigment epithelium derived factor), member 1. The record is from RefSeq and is marked provisional. NCBI's taxonomy places the organism in Eukaryota, Metazoa, Chordata, Chondrichthyes, Chimaeriformes, Callorhinchidae. Gene Ontology annotation, biological process: negative regulation of endopeptidase activity; negative regulation of angiogenesis. Gene Ontology annotation, molecular function: serine-type endopeptidase inhibitor activity.
AGUACGCGCUAACGAAAUGUGACACCUCCGUGCAAUUGGAACUUGGAGAUGAAGUGGUUUUAUUUUUAACCCAAGGUCUCCUUAGAGGGUUUCUGCUGCUUUUCAUCUGUGAUCGUGAGACCUGGCAGGGAAUCCUACGUCAGGGCAAAUAUUUGCUCAGGAAAGCUGAGGGAUAAAACCUGGCAUCCGUGACUGCAAACUGCUCACUUUGCAAACUCGUCCGUCACUGGCAGGAUGAAGAGUCUGAUCGUGUUGGUGAGCCUGACAGCCCUCAGUUCCCUCUCUCUCACCCAAGAUGAGGGAUUCCCACAGGGAUCAUUCAAUGAAGAAAGAACAUUUCUGGAGAUGACGGACCUGCCAUUUGAAGAGGAAGAGGAAUUGCCAACUAAUCCAGUCCAGAGAGUUGCCUUGGCUAUCUCCACCUUUGGCUAUGAUUUAUAUCGGAAGGUAGCCCAAAAGACCCCCACUGCCAACGUCUUCAUGUCUCCCCUGAGUGUAGCCACAGCUCUGUCUGAGCUCUCGCUGGGUGUUGCCGAGCCGAAUGAGCAAAUGCUUCACAGGGUCCUCAACUUUCGCUCGCUAAACGAUCUGGAGAUUCAUAAAGUCUACAAGGACCUCAUUGCUGAAAUCACAUCUCCACCCAAACAAUUCAAAAUGGGAGCUCGAAUGUACACAAGGAGGCUGAAGAUGAAACCAAAUUUUUUGAAAGAGGUUCAAAAGUUCUAUGGUGAAACGCCCAAGGCCCUGGGUAAUAAACCCCAGAUCAGCCUGUGGAAUAUUAACCAAUGGGUGAAUCAGAAGACUCAGGUGGACAGGAUGAUGACCUCAGUGCCUCUGCGUCUGAGCAUCUUCUUGCUUAGUGUCGGCCAUUUUAAAGGUCAAUUGAUGACAGGGUUCAUUUCAGCAAACAUAAUGCAAAAGCCGUUCAGGGUGGAUCAGGACACAGUGGUCUAUGUCCCCAUGAUGACUGAAAUAGACUAUCCUCUUCGGUUUGGUUACGACUCUGAUUUAAAAUGCAAGAUCGGCAUGUUUCCAUUUGUCGGAGACAUCAGCAUGUUCAUCUUCCUACCCGACGUCAUCAGUUCAAACAUGACCCAGCUGGAGGACAACCUGAAUCCUGGCUUUAUCCAGGACCUCAUUGAGCAGCUUCAGGAGGUUCCAACCAGCGUCUCCUUACCCAAACUGCGGCUCAAAGCUGUGACGGAGCUGAAGGAACAGCUCGAACUCGAGCCUCUGUACACCUUGUCUCGGAUGCCGAAAAUUGCAAACCCCCCUCUGAAGAUCUCGAGCAUUAAACACCUCGCUGUCCUGGAGCUGCAAGAAAAUGGGAUUGAGGAGUCUGUCAAGGAGGAAGGUGGAAGGGAACUAAUGCUGGAUUUCCAUGUCAACCGGCCUUUCAUUUUGGUGUUACACGAUAACGCAAGUGGGUCGUUGCUCUUCAUUGGAAGGGUCAUGGAUCCCAGGGGGCUGAUUGUAAUUUAGCCCCCACCCCCGCCCCCAAAGAGACAGUGGCAAUAAAUUAACCUGGAG